AUGGACCUGUCAUCUAAUCCGAACUUAGGCAGAUACAUUGAGUCCACAGCCAAAAAUGCACCCUGGAAGCUUAGCAUCCUUUCCACGGAUUUCGAUCUCCACCUACUACCCCCUGAAAACCGCAUCACGGCGCUACAACUAGCAUCGAAGUUAAAUGAAACGGAGCGCCCUCUCUUGGUUGACGUGAGAAAUCCGAGCGAGUUCGGAAUGUGCGCAAUAGAUGGCGCUGUUAACUACCCUAUUGACUCUUUGAGGGACGAAAAGUUGGACGCAUUGCUUGAGGACAUUAAGGCUUGUUGCCGUGAAGUAACCUUCAUCUGCCGUCGAGGCAACGACUCUCAAAUUGCUGCCAAACGCGUGAUCGAUGCUUUGGACAUUCAUGACAAAGAGCGUAUCACCGACUUAACAGGCGGGCUGCAUGCUUGGGGUCAAUAUGUUGAUAAAGACUUCCCUAUUUAUUAGUUUCAGUUACCUAUCAAUCAUACUAGACCGAUGUACCAAAGUACGAUGGUAUAAGCGCUAAAUACCCAAUGCAGGUCUAUCACAAUGUGUACAUAUACAUGCUUCAGGCCAAAGCAAGUAUUAUAAGUAGUAGUAUUAUAAGUAGUAGGCCCUCAGUUUUGUAUGAAAAACGUAUUUUUCAUAAAUGUGAACGCUAUGUUUUCGUUAUAAUGUACACUGGGCGUCGUAAUCUUCGUAAUAAUGUUUUCUUUAGUUCAUUUCACAUAGCAUGAUUGUUGUUUUUUCUUUUCAUUCUUUCUGUAAAAGAAAAGCAGUGUUUGAAACCAUAUAUC
Molecule: messenger RNA, 794 nt
Organism: Hyposmocoma kahamanoa
Lineage: Eukaryota; Metazoa; Arthropoda; Insecta; Lepidoptera; Cosmopterigidae
Product: adenylyltransferase and sulfurtransferase MOCS3-like
Exons: 3
Coding region: 1-462 (153 amino acids)
Source: RefSeq, a predicted model, not a curated record